Messenger RNA from Dentiscutata erythropus, 173 nucleotides. The record is from the annotation of a GenBank genome assembly. NCBI's taxonomy places the organism in Eukaryota, Fungi, Glomeromycota, Glomeromycetes, Diversisporales, Gigasporaceae.
ACCAGCCUUUAGACCAAUCUUUAGAUCAGUCUUUAGACCAAUCUUUAGAUCAGUCUUUAGACCAAUCUUUAGAUCGGUCUUUAGACCAAUCUUUAGAUCAGUCUUUAGACCAAUCUUUAGACCGGUCUUUAGACCAAUCUUUAGAUCGGUCCUUAGAUCAAUAUUUAUACUGA